Messenger RNA from Hyla sarda, 1131 nucleotides. RefSeq names its product V-set and immunoglobulin domain containing 2 (gene VSIG2). The transcript has 7 exons. Lineage: Eukaryota; Metazoa; Chordata; Amphibia; Anura; Hylidae. Bases 100 to 1017 code for a protein of 305 amino acids. The record is from RefSeq and is a predicted model, not a curated record.
CCUGGACAGCCGGAGCAGAGGAGCAGCGCCAUAGACGCUGGGGAAGUCUGAAAUGUUUGAUGUUUUGUAUGGACAAACUGUGAAUAAAUGUGAGGAAGAAUGAUUCAAAUAGCAGGAUGGGUUCACUCUGUGACGGUCAUAACCCCUGAGAGAACUGUGGUGGGAAAAGCCGGCUCUACGGUGGUCCUGCCAUGCCAGUACUCCACCACUGUGGGCAGUCAGUUUGUGGUAGAAUGGAAGUUUUUGCCUGGAAACACCCAAACGGCAAAAUGGCAGCAGAUUUAUUACUAUUCUGAUGGAACGACAUAUAAACCCGGGUCCCAGGCCGACCGACUGACCGCCGUCCACCACACCCCGACCUCGGGGGCCGCCUCCAUUCAGCUGACCGAUAUCUCUUCGCUGGACAAUGGGACCUAUGUGUGUGAAGUGAAUAAUCCUCCUGAUUUCAGCGGCAGCGGAUCCGGGAUCAUACAGCUCUCGGUCCUCGUUCCUCCAACUUCUCCGUCUUGUCAUGCUAAUGGAAACGCCAUCACGGGACACGACAUCACCCUGAGCUGCUCUUCCACUGGAAACCCCACGCCCGUCUACGGAUGGACCAUGGUGGGCACAAAAACUGCUCUACUGCCAGGAAUUCUGGAAAAUGAGGUAACAGGAUCCCUUCUGCUCACUAACCUGUCAGCACCAAUGUCCGGCACUUACCUCUGCACGGCCUCCAAUGAAAUGGGAAAAGCCACGUGUGAAGUGACAAUAUCGGUAUCAGGUGCGUCUGAGGCCGGGGUGGUGGCCGGAGCGGUGAUCGGGGUUCUCCUGGCUCUCAUCCUGAUCGCUGCCAUUCUACUUUAUUUGUUCUGUUAUCGAAAUAGAAGAAAGGAAACUGCAAAAUCUGAUCACCCAGGGAAUGAGAUCAGGGAAGACGCAGUGUCUCCAAUGAUGGGUGACGAGCAGAGGCGCUCCAGGGACUCUCAUCAUUCCCAAGGAUCUCGAGACAGAAGCGAGAACCGGGCGCGGGUCGUGUAGUGUAUAAAGAAGUGAUGAGAAAGGAUGACAUGUAUGGGGAUCUGGCAGCACCGGGGUACCACCCCAAGAUCCUGCAGCCACAUGAUACAAGGAAUCUGCUGUAUAUAGAUCAGU